Molecule: messenger RNA, 3230 nt
Organism: Adelges cooleyi (spruce gall adelgid)
Lineage: Eukaryota; Metazoa; Arthropoda; Insecta; Hemiptera; Adelgidae
Product: probable serine/threonine-protein kinase DDB_G0267686
Exons: 7
Coding region: 711-2303 (530 amino acids)
Cellular component (GO): nucleus
Source: RefSeq, a predicted model, not a curated record
UGUGAUUUACGGUCUCGCCGGCCGCUAACCACACGCCGAGUGUCGUCGUCGUCGUUUCGUUUGGUUUGUUGGUUUUAUUUUCGUUUCGUUUGUUUUGGCAAAGGCGAGCUGUACAAGCCCUCCUCUUGUAUUUCGGUUUUGUUUCGGUUUCUUUUGCCGUCGCCGUACCCGUCCAAAGGCUGGUGAAACGCGCGCGCAAACGCCGUGCCCGCCGUCCGUCUCUCGCUCGCCUGUGUCCGCAACGGUCCGUAUCCGUGCGUUCGGAUCGCAUGUAUUAUAAUAAUAUAAUAUUUAUUUUUAUUGUUGUGCAAACUUGACCGCUUCUCAUUCUUCUCGUCUUACUUGGCGCGCGUUCGGACGGAUCCGCACAUUUGGAUUACACAAGUCGCCGGAUCGCCGACCCAUGCUGGCCGAGUCAUGUGGAACAAAUCGUCAUGCGUAAAAACGUUAAAUCAACGUGACUGUCGGCCAUCGAACGUUGUUGCUGACCCACAAAUGCAGUUUAAUGGACAGCGGCAGUGCGCUUAAUUCGGACGGGUACAAUAUGUACCAGAUACAGUCGCUGCUGUCGUCGUUUCACAUAAUCGUCAACCGCGUUGUUCGUUCUUGCCACUGUUCGGUUAGUCUGUGCUGUUGUGCAUAGAAAAUGUAAAUGCUUGGGCGCAGAUCGACCGAGUGUAGUAGACAACCAAAGCCAAUCGCGCAAUAUUAUGGACGUAGCGUCCAGUGAUUACUUGAAGACUGCGUUGUUCUCGGGUGACAACGGCCCUGACACGGGUAACCGGGAGAGCCUGCGACUAAUGGAACUCGGGCUUCAUCUGGAAACCCUGCACGAUGGAUCACACAGGAUCAACACGUCCGUGGACCACUUGCUGAACGAUCCCACCCUGUCGGAGAGAAACAACAACGAAUUUACUUUCGCCAACAAUAACAACAACAACAACAAUAAUAGUAAUAACAACAACAAUAACGGCUUCGAGGCGAUCAUCGGUGGCGACCACGGUUUCGACUUGGACUGCGCGCCCACGUCGUUCCCAGACAAGUCGGACAUAGCCGAUCAAUGGCGAACGCUCAACACGGACGGUGCCAUCUACACCGUGGAGGUGGUGAACAACUCGGACGGCGGUACCGGCGAAUCGCUGUGGUGCAUGCCCGCGCUCACCGAUCACCAUCAGGGCGGCAGCGCGGUCACCAAUUUCGACGAGACGCUAUUGUCGAUGGACGGCGGCGGCGACUCGUCCAACCCCGCCGGCAGGUACGUGAUCAAACAGGAGCCCACCGAGUACGUUAAACAGGACGGCAGGUACGUGAUCAAACAGGAGCCCACCGAGUACGUCAAACAGGACGGCAGGUACGUGAUUAAACAGGAGCCCACCGAGUAUAUCAAACAGGAACCGGGCGAGUACACCGGCGACGAACUGCUCCGGAACGCGUUGCUGGGCAAAACUAAUCACAAUCAUCACCAGAGGUACGGCGAUAAGGACGUCAAGCCAUCGGUGUCGACGGCGUCCGACAGCCAGAACUCGUCGCCGGGACCGGUGUCCAUGCAGGACGUGGCGUACCCGUCGACGUCUACCGUGGACAUGCAAGACGUGUUGGCCACGACCAACAACAGUAACGGCAUCAACGGCAACACGAUCGUGAUGAUCGAGGACGACAUGCCGUCGAUGUCGCUGCUGGUGGCCGGCGACGGCGCCGCCGCACAGAACGUCGAUGAUCUCCUCUUGCCAGACUUUGACUUCCAAUACAUCGAUGGCCUGGACAGCGACAUGUCUCAGUCGUUCCAGCAGUACUGCCCCACUAGUCAAGGGUUCGUGUCCUUCAUAACCGAGGUGGCAAAUAUCUCGCAGAUCCCGACCACGGUAGUGCUGGACCACCGGGAACCGGAACAGGUGUCCACUUCGUCGUCGCCGCCAGUGUGCAGGCCGGCCAAAAAGUACAACCGGCGAUCGCACCAAGGCAACGGCAAGACGAAGCUGACGUCGGCCGCUGUGUCAGCGUCCGCAGCCUCCGCGUCUUCCGUUUCGGGCGACGACCAGCCGGCCAACCCGCCCGCCAAGAAAGAACGAUCGCUGCACCACUGUCACAUAUGCAGCAAAGGCUUUAAGGACAAGUACUCGGUCAAUGUUCACAUACGGACGCACACUGGCGAAAAACCGUUUAUGUGCCCGGUGUGCGGCAAAAGUUUCAGGCAAAAAGCGCACUUGGCUAAGCACCAACACACGCACACCACGCCGGCCAAACCACAACCAUUGUCCAUCACGCAGGCCACCAUCAAAGGCCGACGGUCCACGUCCAGAUAGCCCCCCGACCCGCCCGAUCCUGUGCACGCCGCGCGUUACCAUCCCGAUCCUGUGCACGCCGCACGUUACCAUCCCGUCCCGGUAACGUCAACAACGUCGACGCGACCUUCGUUUAACUGUUAAGUACACAUAAUAAAUAUACUCGACUGUCCCAGGUCGUUGUUUCGGGAUUAUCGUGUACGUUAAUAAUAGGUACCCGUGCCCGUUUUUGGUAAAUUUAUGAAAAAAACGGUAAUUUAUUUUACGCGAAUUAACGUUUUGUUUUUUACGCUCGAUCGCCGAGCAACGCGAUUAUGUUUUUCUCUAGGAAAAACCCCGAUUUAAAUAUGUGAUUAUUAAUAAGUUAACCUCAUUAAUGAAGUAAAAAUAGUUAUUGUAUUAUUAUAUUAUUAUUAUUAUUGUUAGCGGCCCGCGAAUCAAAAUAUCGAUAUUUAAAUAAUAUUAGAAGAAAUAUUAAUAAUGAUAAUAAUAAAGAAUAAAAAAAUAAUAAUAAUAGUAAUUGCUAUUGUUAUUAUCACGCGUUUAUUGUAUUAAAUAGUUAAGUUUAAUAAGUAAUGUAUAAUAUAGAUUUACAUUUUUUUAUUACAUGUAAAUAGAUUAAUAUUAUAUUGAUAAAGUGUAUUGAACGACAAAGUACGUUUACAGUGGUCGAAAAGAAUUAUUGCACAACUCUAUGUAUUAUUUUCUAGUACUAUUCCGUCCUGAGGCCUGUGAUAGAAAACGACACUGUUUACUUAAACGCAAUACGACAAAACAUACAUAUAUACGGUUUUUGUUUGUAAAUUACAAUUUUAUUUGAUAGAGGUAAGGAAAUAUUAUACUACUUACGGAUUGAUUACUUAAUCAUUGUUAUACUUUUUUUUUAAUGUUUCAUUCGUGUUGGGUGUUCCUAUAAAGACUACCAUAACACCGACUUUUUAUUUUAAU